Messenger RNA from Protobothrops mucrosquamatus (brown spotted pit viper), 806 nucleotides. RefSeq names its product thioredoxin like 4A (gene TXNL4A). Lineage: Eukaryota; Metazoa; Chordata; Lepidosauria; Squamata; Viperidae. Gene Ontology annotation, cellular component: U4/U6 x U5 tri-snRNP complex; spliceosomal complex; U5 snRNP. The transcript has 5 exons. Bases 183 to 611 code for a protein of 142 amino acids. Gene Ontology annotation, biological process: mRNA splicing, via spliceosome. The record is from RefSeq and is a predicted model, not a curated record.
GCGACGCUCUAGGGUUUUUCUUUGGCGUGAGCGUUGGCGGGCUUUCGGCCAUGGCCACGCCGGGUUGUUUGCUUCUUUGUUUUUGGUAAUGUGAAACGUGACUAGACUUCAACGUCAACACUUCCUUAGGGAAGUGAAAGAGAAGUUUCUAAAAUUAUAAGAUCUGGUAGACAUUUUUCAAGAUGUCGUACAUGCUUCCACAUUUACACAAUGGCUGGCAAGUAGACCAGGCCAUUCUUUCAGAAGAGGAUCGUGUGGUAGUUAAUCGGUUUGGACACGAUUGGGAUCCAACAUGUAUGAAAAUGGAUGAAGUUUUAUAUAGUAUUGCUGAAAAGGUGAAAAAUUUUGCUGUAAUUUAUCUAGUAGAUAUCACAGAAGUACCAGACUUUAAUAAAAUGUACGAACUGUAUGAUCCCUGUACAGUUAUGUUCUUCUUCAGAAACAAGCACAUAAUGAUCGAUUUAGGCACAGGUAACAACAACAAAAUUAACUGGGCAAUGGAAGACAAACAAGAGAUGAUUGACAUCAUAGAAACAGUUUAUCGAGGAGCUCGAAAAGGAAGAGGUCUCGUUGUGUCGCCCAAAGACUACUCAACCAAAUACAGAUAUUGACCUUUUGGCUAUUUAUUUCAAGUCGUGUUUCUUGGAAACUUCCUAAAACCAGACUUAAUAUAGGAGAAUUCUUCCAUGGCUACAUCUCAUUGCGAAUAUAAUGAACUGAGUAAAUAACGUUUCCUGAUUUUCAUGGGAAAAUGUCAUUGAUUUUGGAAAUAAAAGUUAAAUUUACUUUUGAAUAUAAAGAAUUUU